Messenger RNA from Pectinophora gossypiella (pink bollworm), 1529 nucleotides. RefSeq names its product transmembrane emp24 domain-containing protein 2 (gene CHOp24). NCBI's taxonomy places the organism in Eukaryota, Metazoa, Arthropoda, Insecta, Lepidoptera, Gelechiidae. Gene Ontology annotation, cellular component: Golgi apparatus; COPII-coated ER to Golgi transport vesicle; endoplasmic reticulum. Bases 108 to 731 code for a protein of 207 amino acids. The record is from RefSeq and is a predicted model, not a curated record. Gene Ontology annotation, biological process: endoplasmic reticulum to Golgi vesicle-mediated transport; intracellular protein transport; Golgi organization. The transcript is spliced from 4 exons.
AAUCGAUGUCAAAUACGUGGCCCUGCCGAACGAAAACAAGCUUAUGUUCGCGUUUAUUUACUAAAAAUAUAUAUUUUUAGUGCAAUUAUUACAAUAAAUAAAACACAAUGGAGUGCUUAAGAAGAUACUUAUAUGUGGCGACAGUUUUAGUAACCCUUUUAUUGAGUACAGCCAACUCUUACACUAUUACAGUGGAUGCACAUGAAGAACAGUGCUUUUUUGAAAAUGUUGAAGCCGAUACAAAAAUGGGAUUAACAUUUGAGAUAGCUGAAGGGGGUUUUCUAGACAUUGAUGUGACAAUCACUGGUCCCGAUGGCGCGGAGAUUUACAAGGGUGAACGCGAGUCCUCCGGCAUGUACACAUUCUCUGCGCCCACGUCUGGCCGCUACACAUACUGCUUCAGCAAUAAGAUGUCCACAAUGACACCUAAGGUUGUAAUGUUCAACUUGGAAGUGGGAGAUGCGCCACACAAGCAGACGGGAGAGAAGGAGGAGGCGGUGGACCACAACAAGCUAGAAGACAUGAUCAAGGAGCUCGCCACCACUCUCAAGACCGUCAAACAUGAACAGGAAUACAUGCAGGUUCGUGAUCGCAUCCAUCGCUCUAUCAACGAGAGCACGAACUCCCGCGUGGUCAUGUGGUCCAUCUUCGAGGCGUCAGUGUUGCUAGUGAUGACUGUCGGCCAGGUCUACUACCUCAAGAGGUUCUUCGAGGUGCAACGCGUUGUCUAACCCACCUCGGUGAAGAUUUUUAUAAUGUCGUACUUUAGUCUACUCUUUCGGUCAAACAUUCAUUCUACAUUAUUAUUUGUUUCCUUUAGAAUACCAUCAAAUUAUUAUUUAUUUUAAAUAUAUGUACUUUUUUGUUGUUGAUCGAAUAUUCUCAUGAACUCUCUAAAAGUAUGACAUUAUUAAAAUCAUCUGUUCCUUUUUUAGUUUUAUAUUACAACAGGAAUGCCUUUCUGAAUACCUGCAAUGAUGUUAUUGGACAAACGGAACAACAAAUUGAUAAAUGAUAUUGUUAGAAAUGUAUUCAGAAAUGAUUCCUGUUUCAAGAGUGAAACAUGAUCUCGCUCCCAGUUGCGCUCGUUUCGGUUGCCUAUAUAUUUGAUCAUUACUGUCAAUUUUUUGUUAUAUUCACUGUUUGAUUUGUAACAACUGUUUAAACAUCAAAUUCUUCCAGUGAUGUAAACCAAAUUGAUCAUUAUUUUAAGUGCUAUGAUGACUUAAACAAAGCAUAUAUCUAGUAUUAUUAAUUUUACACAACCUAAUGUAUUCAUAUUGUAAUUAGAACUUUUCACGCUUUUCUUAUAUUAUUUUUCAAUUUGCAAUUUGUCUUAGUUAUGGCUAGUAAUUCGAAUGUUUACCAACAUAUCCAAGCAUUUAUGUAAAAUGCGCGCAAAUAAUAUGAAGUGAGUUUGAGUGUAAUCAUCACAAUGGGAGCGGGAGCGAUCUGACUGCGUGACGUGACGUUGUAAGUAUAUAGUUAUGUUUCCAAGAGUAAAUAAAUUAAUAAAAUUGUUUGUACAA